AUUGGCGUAAUUUUAUCGGGGAAAAUUGUGGAGAAAGACAAGUAAGACGAAGGGGGGAGUAAGUUUGAACUCAGUAUGGCAACGAUCGAGAUCGUCAAAGCCCGUCAAAUUUUUGAUAGUCGUGGAAAUCCUACUGUCGAAGUUGACAUAACUCUUACUGAUGGAACGCUGGCCAGAGCUGCUGUUCCGAGCGGUGCUUCUACCGGUAUCUAUGAAGCUCUUGAGCUGAGAGAUGGUGGGUCUGCCUACCUUGGAAAGGGAGUACUUGAGGCUGUGGAAAAUGUAAAUUCAAUCAUUGGACCUGCUUUAAUUGGCAAGGACCCAAGAGAGCAGACAAAACUAGACAAUUUUAUGGUGUGGCAACUUGAUGGGACCGUCAAUGAAUGGGGUUGGUGCAAACAGAAGCUUGGAGCAAAUGCUAUACUGGCAGUCUCCCUUGCUAUUUGUAAAGCUGGUGCUGCAGUGAACAAGAUACCCCUCUAUAAGCACAUUGCCAAGCUUGCUGGGAAUAAGAAGUUGGUUCUUCCGGUCCCUGCAUUCAACGUCAUUAAUGGAGGUUCUCAUGCAGGCAAUAAGCUAGCCAUGCAGGAAUUUAUGAUUCUCCCUGUUGGAGCAUCUUCUUUUAAGGAAGCUAUGAAAAUGGGUGUGGAAGUCUACCAUCACCUCAAGGCUGUAAUAAAAAAGAAAUAUGGACAAGACGCUACUAAUGUUGGUGAUGAAGGCGGUUUUGCCCCUAAUAUUCAGGAGAAUAAGGAGGGUCUUGAACUCUUGAAGGUUGCUAUAGCGAAAGCUGGAUACACUGGAAAGGUUGUGAUUGGAAUGGAUGUAGCUGCUUCAGAAUUUUAUGAUAACAAGGCCAAGACCUACGACCUGAAUUUUAAGGAAGAGAACAAUGAUGGAUCAGAAAAAAUUUCUGGAGACAGCUUGAAGAAUGUCUACAAGUCAUUUGUGACAGAUUAUCCUAUUGUGUCCAUUGAAGAUCCAUUCGAUCAGGAUGAUUGGGAGAAUUACGCGAAGCUGACUAGUGAAAUUGGCCGGCAAGUCCAGAUAGUUGGAGACGACCUCUUGGUUACCAACCCAAAGCGUGUAGAGAAAGCUAUCAAGGAGAAGGCAUGUAAUUCCCUUCUCUUGAAGGUAAAUCAAAUUGGUUCAGUGACUGAAAGUAUUGAAGCAGUCAAGUUGUCUAAGCACGCUGGUUGGGGUGUUAUGGCAAGCCAUAGAAGUGGGGAAACUGAGGAUACGUUCAUUGCAGACCUUUCAGUUGGCCUGUCAACAGGUCAGAUUAAGACUGGUGCACCCUGUAGAUCUGAGCGCCUAGCCAAAUAUAACCAGCUCCUAAGGAUAGAAGAAGAGCUCGGACCAGCUGCAAUUUAUGCUGGAUCAAAAUUUCGAUCACCAGUGGAGCCUUAUUGAGAUUUUAAUCAUGAGAAAGCAACCACUUCACUAUGUUGAUGAUUUUGUAUGGAACAUAUGAAAUGAACUUUUUUCUGGUAGCAGGGAGGUGAUGAGGUGCUCUACGCAUGUUAUCUUAGACUAGAUUUAAUCUCGAUUAUCUCUUUUACUAGAAAUGCUGUGAUUUUCUAGCCUGCUUCUUUCUGUUUCUA
Molecule: messenger RNA, 1604 nt
Organism: Cucurbita maxima (winter squash)
Lineage: Eukaryota; Viridiplantae; Streptophyta; Magnoliopsida; Cucurbitales; Cucurbitaceae
Product: enolase 2-like
Exons: 17
Coding region: 76-1413 (445 amino acids)
Biological process (GO): glycolytic process
Cellular component (GO): phosphopyruvate hydratase complex
Molecular function (GO): phosphopyruvate hydratase activity; magnesium ion binding
Source: RefSeq, a predicted model, not a curated record